Messenger RNA from Lactuca virosa, 1148 nucleotides. Lineage: Eukaryota; Viridiplantae; Streptophyta; Magnoliopsida; Asterales; Asteraceae. The record is from the annotation of a GenBank genome assembly.
GACAUAUUAGUUAUUUCCAAAGGGGAAAAUUUAACGCACUGAAAGUCGACCAGAGUUGAAAGUCGGAGACUUUAACUGAGACACGCUUACGCAACAAUGGUGGCUUCUAUCUUCGACUCUUCGUUGACCCCAUAAACCGAAAAAUACUCUCGAUUACUUUUCCCCUCAAAAUAUCACACAAUCAUUUCCUAAUUUCUUCCUAUCUUGUAAACGGCCCCAAACCCCUUCCACCCUUCUUCAAAUUCCUCUUCAGUUUUGCAUUUGUUACCAGUAACGCUUGAAUUUCUGUGCCAAUUCAUUCAAUUUGUUUGUUCAAGAACGCUCUACGCGAUGGUUUUGAUCAAAGAAUUUCGGAUUGUCAUGCCGUUGUCAUUAGAGGAGUAUCAGGUAGCGCAGAUGUAUAUGGUAACGAAAAUGCAACAGCAGAACACUAACAACACAGAAGGGGUUGAUGUUUUAGAGAGUAGAAACUUUGAAGAUGGUUUAUUUGGAAAGGGAAGAUACACAUCCAAAGUUUAUCGUCUCCAAAGCAAGGCGCCUACGUGGCUUAGUACUUUUGCUCCAACAGAUGCUCUAACAAUGCAAGAGGAAGCUUGGAACGCUUACCCAAAAUGCAAAACAGUAAUUAAGUGUCCAUAUUUCUCAAGUUUUACAUUAACAGUUGAAACCAUUCAUAAAGCGGACAAUGGACACUCAGAAAAUGUUCAUGGUUUAAACAAACAAAAGUUAGGCAAUAGGGAGGUUGAAAUCAUUGAUAUUGCUUCAACAUCAGAUGAUUAUUGGAGUUAUGUAAUUGGUAGUAACAAUGUUGACUUUUCAAAAUUUCAAUCUGCAAGAACGGGUCGUGGGCCCCUCUUACAAGGAUGGCAGGAUGAGUGUAAACCCGUUAUGACAGCAUACAAAUUGGUGACUGUAGAUGCUCCUUAUUGGGGUUUUGGUAGUCGCCUUGAACAAGCUUUAAUUGCGGGUGAAAGGGCAUUGUUUCUUGAAAGCCAUCGUAAUAUUUUUGCUUGGAUAGAUGAAUGGUAUGGCAUGACCAUGAAAAUGAUGCGUGAUGUUGAAAAACAAAGUAUUCCAUUGUAUCACGAGGAGCCUCUUGAGAGCCCGUUCUAGUUCUUAUUAUGAUGAUGCAGGAUAAACAAAGCAAA